Owenia fusiformis is the source of this 2507-nucleotide messenger RNA. The record is from the annotation of a GenBank genome assembly. NCBI's taxonomy places the organism in Eukaryota, Metazoa, Annelida, Polychaeta, Sabellida, Oweniidae.
CCUGCGCGAAAGUGGAUGCGCAUUCAACUUAAAGAUUUUGUCGUCAAAAUCCCGGAAUUUUAGUAAACUCAACAUUUCUGCUUGUAUCUUCAUAUUGCUUUGUAAAAGCUGUGAUUCACAAUGUCGAUCGGAGAGGAACAAACCGAGUGUCCGUUGUGCAUGGAGCCAUUGGAAAUGGAUGACAUCAAUUUCUUUCCAUGCACUUGUGGCUAUCAGAUCUGCAGAUUCUGCUGGCAUCGAAUACGGACAGAUGAAAAUGGCUUGUGUCCAGCUUGUAGAAAGCAUUAUCCAGAAGAUCCUGCAGAGUUCAAACCUUUAACGGAGGAUGAAUUACAAAGAAUCAAAAAAGAAAGAAGACAAAAAGAUCUCCAGCGUAAACAGAAAGCUGCGGAAAAUAGAAAACAUUUGGCAAAUGUCAGGGUUGUACAGCGUAACCUCGUAUUUGUGGUUGGGCUGUCUCAGCGGCUGGCAGACACAGAAGUUUUAAAGAAACAUGAAUAUUUUGGAAAAUUUGGCAAAAUCCAUAAAGUAGUGAUCAAUCAAAGUACUUCGUAUGCGGGAUCUCAGGGUCCUAGCGCGAGUGCCUAUGUUACUUAUCUACGAACGGAAGAUGCAUUACGGGCAAUACAAGCAGUGAACAAUGUCUAUAUAGAUGGUAGAACUUUAAAAGCAUCUUUAGGAACAACUAAAUAUUGCAGUCACUUUUUAAAAGGAAGCCAGUGUCCCAAACCCGUAAGUAGUCUUUCGGAUUGUAUGUAUUUACAUGAGUUGGGGGAGGAGGCGGCCAGUUUUACUAAAGAGGAAAUGCAACAGGGCAAACAUACAGACUACGAACACAGACUCAUGGACCAGUUAUUAACUCCGACACCAGUAACAGCUAGUCCAGCUCCUGGUUCUGGAGUUUCUGGAAUUGGGAAACCUCCAGCUCAGCCUCCUGUGGCAAAGAAGAAAGAAUCCCCUCCAGUUACUCCAGAUAUAUCACAGGUUCCCCCAAAUACAACAAACAGAGAUGCUUGGCCUUCAUUAUCAAGUGGAAAUGGAAAAACAGACACAACUAGGUUAACAAAUGGCAAUAGGGCACCCCAGCCACCCAGCUUAAUGCAACAGACUCAACAGAACAUACAAAAUUUACAAAACAGAGCCCCAGGCACAAAUAGACACAGAACUAACACAGAAGAUGAUUCUCAACACAGAAGUUCAACAGAAGACAGUCCAAGCCAUUUGUCACCGCCACACACAGUCAUGCCUCCACAGCAACAGCCAACACUCUCAAAUAAGACUAUUUCACCUCCAUGCACUAACAAUAUUGGCUCAAAUAUGCGGCAAAAGUUUCCCUUCCAAACGUCAGAUCCUCUCUCAUUGUUUAGUAACAGUGGAUAUUCUGGUGCAAUUAAACCUUUAAUUCAGCCACCCAUGGCACCCACAGUUGAUAUCCCUACUACAGAAAUAGCUGAGAGUAUACCAGUAUCAAGCAGUACAGACUGGCAGGCAGCAUUCGGCUUUGCUCCAAAGAAAGAAACAGUUUCCAAUGCAGAUGAUGAUUUAGGUUUUGACCCAUGGGAAGAAUCCAGCAAAGUUUUGUCAGAGAUCAUGGAAAAUGAGACUGUGAUCAAUCAGCAUAAUGUUGUGAACAACAAACCUACGGGUCUACCCCCUGGUUUCACACCCAAUCACAUACCAAAUCUUAGUGCCACACACAGAACAGACUCUCUACACAGCAAUAUGCUUGGACUCAUGGGGAUGCCAGAAGGGGGCCUUAUGGCAGGGAAUGGGCUCCCUGAGGGGUCACACACACAUCUACACAAUAAACAACAGAAUGUCAACUUAAAUCAGAACACAGACCCAUUUAAAGUGAAAGACUGGCAAGAAGGUCUACGCGCCUUACUCCCCAAUAUCAACAUCAGCUUUGGAACUCCCCCAGUGCAACAACAGCAGCACCAGCAACAGCAGCAGAAUAAUCAACACAUACAUAGCAUGCAACAACAGAAAAACUGGUCAAAUACAAAUAAUAUAUCUGUAGGAUUAAACGAUCCUGCAAUUGUGACAUCAGCAAUGACGCCCGACUCUAAUCACCCCUCAGACAGCGAUCCCCACUGGAUGAGGUCCUUACAGCAGCUCACAGAACUUGACUCAGCGCCAACCAAUCACAGCAGAUUGCCAUUUGUACAACAGUUUCAGCAGUUUACAGCCCCCCAAAGUUGGAGCCCACUUCAGAACCCACCCCCAGGAUUUCAGGCCCCAAUCCGACCCCAGGGUCAUACAGAGCAACGCCCAAUAACCGAGGGACUACAAUAGACUCUUAACUCCUCUAAUGAUAGCAUUACAGAAUGAAUGUCCAGCCAAGUUUAUCAGUUUAAUUUUGAAAUACAAGAGUACUUAAAUGCAGCAAUAUUGAUGUUCUCUACAGCAAUGUCGAAGUCCAUUUCUAAGGCAAUAUAGAAGUACGGCAACGUUGAAAUACAUUUUUAAGGCAUAUAGAAGUACAGCAAUGUCAAAGUACAUUUCUA